This is a messenger RNA of Colossoma macropomum (tambaqui), 1909 nucleotides long. It is a transcript of the gene setb, whose product is annotated as SET nuclear proto-oncogene b. The record is from RefSeq and is a predicted model, not a curated record. The transcript is spliced from 8 exons. Gene Ontology annotation, biological process: nucleosome assembly. Bases 247 to 1074 code for a protein of 275 amino acids. Gene Ontology annotation, molecular function: chromatin binding; histone binding. Lineage: Eukaryota; Metazoa; Chordata; Actinopteri; Characiformes; Serrasalmidae. Gene Ontology annotation, cellular component: nucleus; chromatin.
CGAAGAGAGAGAGAGCUUCGCGGUGGCGAGUAGAGCGAGUGAGAGAGGGAGAGAGAGAGAGGCUCGUUUUACACUGUAGGGGAGCGAUAUAGAGCGCGGUUAUAUUCGCACUUCUCUCACAUAGGUAGAACGAAGUUUUCUUCUUCUUCCUCAGGGGAAGCGCUCCGAAUUAUUUUGUUGUUUUCUUUUUUGGGACUAUUUCUGUGCAGUUAAAUACAGUCUAAAGACACAAAAACCAACAAAAUCAUGUCGGCGUCAGCGGCGAAAGUCAGUAGAAAGGAGCAGAACUCAAAUCAUGACGGAGCGGACGAGACCUCGGAAAAAGAACAGCAGGAAGCUAUUGAACACAUCGAUGAAGUACAGAAUGAAAUUGACAGAUUGAACGAACAAGCAAGCGAGGAAAUUUUAAAAGUAGAGCAGAAAUACAAUAAGCUACGCCAGCCAUUCUUCCAGAAGAGAUCAGAACUCAUAGCCAAAAUUCCAAACUUCUGGGUCACAACAUUCGUCAACCAUCCACAAGUGUCAGCCUUGCUUGGGGAGGAGGAUGAGGAAGCACUUCACUACCUGACCAGGGUCGAGGUCACAGAGUUCGAGGACAUCAAAUCAGGUUACAGAAUAGAUUUUUACUUUGAUGAAAAUCCUUACUUCGAAAACAAAGUCCUGUCAAAAGAAUUUCACUUGAACGAAAGUGGUGAUCCAUCUUCAAAAUCAACUGAAAUUAAAUGGAAGGCUGGAAAGGACUUGACAAAGCGUGCCGAGCAGACACAGAACAAGGCUGGAAAGAAAAGGCAACAUGAGGAGCCAGAGAGUUUCUUCACCUGGUUCACUGAUCACUCCGAUGCAGGCGCAGAUGAGCUCGGAGAGGUCAUCAAGGAUGAUAUCUGGCCCAAUCCUCUGCAGUACUACUUGGUCCCAGACAUGGAUGAUGAGGAAGGAGAGGGUGAAGAUGAGGAUGAUGAAGAGGAGGAGGAAGGAUUGGAAGACAUUGAUGAGGAGGGAGAUGAAGAUGAGGGAGAGGAAGACGAGGAGGAAGAUGAGGGAGAGGAUGGAGAGGAUGACGGGGAGGAUGACUAAGAACUGAUUAAGGACAUAUUCCCGUAUUCCAACAACCUCCAUACCUGUUCUUUCCUUUUGAAGUCAUCCUCCAACCUGAGGGAGCAAAAAGCUUUGUUUAUUUUGAUCUCUUUUUUUUAUUUUAUUUUUGUGCUCCGUCUUCUGUUCUACUGAAGCCUCUCCUGUCCUUACCAUGUCUAAUACGAGUUAAUUCCCUGGAUAUACCUGCAUUGGAAAACUAGUGGCAUCUCGUUGCUGAAGCCUCUUGCGUCAUCAACUAUUACACCAUCUCCAAAGACAAAUACAAGAUAUUAACAAUCUGCACGUCAUCCUCUGUAGACUAAACUGAAGUAAAUAGCAAUUUAUAUAAGUAUAUAAAUACAUUUUCUGUGAAUGGUUGUGAAUUGAAAUAAUAAGCCAUGGUGCAGUGAUGACCUAAUCAUAGCAUACAUACCUAGCCACUUUUUUCUUCAUUUCUUUAUGUAUAUUUUCUUUAAUGCAGGGGUGGGCCCCAAAGAGUUGACACUGUUUUUUCCUAUGUGAUUAUUGGACAAAUGGAAAGCACCAGCUUGUUCUUGUCACCUCUUGUAAAUGUCUGGGGUCAAUAUCAGGGUAUGACCGUCAUUAUUGUAGGCAGUUAAAUGGGGUUGGGUGGGGCAAGUGGGCAUUUGACACAUCAACAUUUGGGUUUAUGUUGAUUGAAUUUUCAUUGUAAUGUUUUACAGACACCCAUGAGGUUUGAAAUUUACAUUUUUAAUAAAAAUAAAACACAAAAAAACUUCCUCUUGUAAUUUUGAGCUUGGCUAAUUAAAGGAUUAUUUAAAUGAGAAAAUAAAUCGUAGAAACUUACAAGAAA